Messenger RNA from Schistocerca gregaria, 675 nucleotides. RefSeq lists its product as uncharacterized. Lineage: Eukaryota; Metazoa; Arthropoda; Insecta; Orthoptera; Acrididae. The coding region runs from base 16 to 558 and encodes 180 amino acids. The transcript has 4 exons. The record is from RefSeq and is a predicted model, not a curated record.
AAAUGAAAUUAGUGAAUGCGUUGCCUGAAAUCAGCUCCUGGUCGUACUGAAAUCCAGCGGUGGUGCUCUUCCGACCGCACCAUGUGGUGGUUCAUCGUUUCCGUCUUGGCUGGUUAUCUCAUUACUUUCAUUAUCCUCGAGGUGGACGAGAAGGCGCGGGAGCUGGACCGGCUGCAGGAGGAGGCGUCGGCGAGCAGCUGCCGCUGCGACCCCCGCACGCCAGAGCGAGCCGACGUCCCCGCCACGGAGGCCUGGGCCGUAGAGACGGCGCUCACCCGCAUCGCUCAGCUCGUCUCCAACGUGCCGCAGCAGCACGAGCGCAUCGUGGCUGAGAUGCAGCGGGCCGUGGACCGCAGGAAUGCAGAGCUAAUGGCCGAGCGAUCCCGCCAGCUGAUGGAGUGCCACAAGCAGCUGCGUGCGGCGCUGGUGUCGCAGGGAGACAGCCCUGUGAAGCGCCAGCAGGGGGCGGUCGUUUCCAGUCCGCAGAGCCAGAUGCAGCAGCUCCAGCAGAAGCCGACGGCCGGCGAAGUUGUCUUCGACCAGAAGCUGCGUCCGUGACGCAGCACAUUUCGUAGCAGUACAGAGACGUCGGAGGCCACUUAAAAUUCGCACAGUCUACCAAACGCUGAACGAAACUACGUGAAAUAAAUAAAUGGUACUUCAUUAUCUUCUUUG